Messenger RNA from Drosophila erecta, 3585 nucleotides. RefSeq names its product DEAD-box ATP-dependent RNA helicase 28. Lineage: Eukaryota; Metazoa; Arthropoda; Insecta; Diptera; Drosophilidae. The coding region runs from base 100 to 3339 and encodes 1079 amino acids. The record is from RefSeq and is a predicted model, not a curated record. The transcript has 2 exons. Gene Ontology annotation, molecular function: nucleic acid binding; RNA helicase activity; ATP binding.
CAAGUGCUGGAUUUUUUGGCCGGCAAUGGAAAAGUGUUAAGUGAGAAAAGGAAUCCAAGUCGUUUUAAAUUUUGGCCAAAAAGUGGAAAAUCACGCGGGAUGGAGCGCGAAAUAGCGCACAGUUUAGCUGGCGGGGAGGAGCGGAGCAGCGAUGUGGCACCUGGACAGGUGAAGACCUUCGAGGAACUGCGUCUAAGCCGGAAUCUGUUGCACGGAUUGAAGCGCCACAAUUUUGUGACGCCAACGAAGAUUCAGGCGGCUGCCAUACCCAUGGCACUGGCCAAUAUGGAUUUAAUAAUACAGUCGAAGAGUGGAACGGGCAAAACCCUGAUCUACGUUAUAGCCGCCAUGCAGGGCUACCAUCCCCGAAUGACGCGACCUCAUACCCUGAUUGUGGUCCCAACUCGAGAGCUGGCCAUCCAGGUGGAGGACACGUUUUUCUAUCUGUGCGAAUCCUUCCGGGACUUCAAGUGCGCUGCCUUUAUCGGUGGCACCGAUGUGUCCAAAGAUCGCCGACGAAUGCAAGCAAGUCGGGUCAUCAUCGGCACACCGGGACGUCUGCUGCAUCUGUAUCAGAAUCGGGUAUUGGAUGUGUCCAAGCUGGGGCUUCUGGUGCUGGACGAGGCGGAUCAGCUGUAUCAGACAAAGAGCCUGCAGGAUACGGUCAGUAAACUGAUAGAGGCACUGCCCAAGAACCGGCAAAUAAUUGCCUGCAGUGCCACCUACGAUCAGGAUUUGGAUGAGCGUCUGGCCAAGAUCAUGCAUAAACCCAUGCUAAUAUCGAAUUCCGAAAGGGCCACCGUACUCCUGGGCAUUCGUCAGUUUGUGUACGAGUUGCCACAGCAGACCAAUAGUGUGGAGGAGAUGCGUCUAAAGCUGCAGGUUCUUGGCCAGAUCUUUAACCAGUUGCCCUACGAACAGGCCGUCAUCUUCGCCAGCUCACAAAUGCGUGCGGAUUCCUACAAGAACUAUCUUACAGCCAGCGGUGUCGAGUGCCAUUUGAUCUCGGGAGCCAUGGAUCAAUCGGAGCGCUUGAAUGUCUUCGAGGGCUAUAGAAACUUUACAAUGCGCAUCUUGGUGGCCACCGAUUUGAUGGCACGCGGAGUGGACUCACCGCAUGCCAACCUGGUCAUCAACAUUGAUCCACCGCAGGAUCAUGUCACCUAUCUGCAUCGCAUUGGACGAGCCGGUAGGUUUGGCUCCAAAGGCAUAGCCAUCACGUUUAUUGCCUCCAAGAAGGAGAGCCAGAAAUUUAGGGAAAUGUCACAAAAAGUCGCCACGGCUUGGUCUGUGCUGGAGUUUCCCAAGGAGCCAAUGCCAAAGGAAUUUAAUUUUUGGGACUUCGAAAAGUACAACUUUGGAUAUUAUAUCAAGGAGGAGAAUCCGUUACAGGAAAUGCCUGUGAAACACAAGGUUCCUAAUAAAGAAAAUAGCAACAAAGAAAACGUUGGGAGAGACCAUGAAAAUCCGGACGUUUCAUCGAGAAAACCGUCCGUGGAGUUAGAAAAUAUUCGAAAGGAUCAUGAUUAUUUCAAGAAAAUGGAAAAACUACCAGUGGCCUUAGAUAAUGUUGAAUCACAUAUAAAUAAAGAACAACUGAGUAAUAAUGUUAGUCAGGAAAAGGAGGUGGAGUUGAACAACCUACCGGAAGCUUCACAUAAUAAUAAGAAUAUUGGUGUCAAAGAAGAAAAUGAGGUUGUGAAGGAAAUUGCAAAGCAGGGAUAUCUUAAAGAUACAAAUCCCAAAGCCGAGGAUUCUAAAUUGAACAAGUCGGAAAGAAACAAAAAGUCUAUUUGUCCAUCCAAGUUAUUUACAAGAGCUUUAUCCCAGAUAGAGAAGCAAAAUACUGAGGUACAGCCAGCACCGGAGAUCACAGUCAACGAAUAUUAUGUAGAAAACGAUAAAGGCGAACGCACACAGCCAACAGCGGACGACAAAGAGAAUCAGCCUGCUAAUGGAACGUUGGGUGCCCAGGUGCCGACAAAUUCUAUUCUAAGCCCUGCAGAGAUUAUAUCUCCCGAAUUAACACCAAGCCUAACACCGCUGGACCUGACCCAGGAGCCAUCUCCAACCACGGUGACCCCACCUGCGCCGCCAGCCAAUUCGAUUAACAACAAGACCUAUUGCCUAGCUGCUCCAACGCAGACCAGUUCGAUGACCAUACAGAACAUGGUAAUAUCGAACACGGUGGACGAUGCCAGUAGCAUCAGUUCGGAUAGCAUGGGUUGUGGCUAUCAUAGCGAUACGUCCUACGACACCUUCUAUGCAACCAGCGAUGAGGAGGAGAUCUGGGAGCGAUUUAAGUCCAAGCACAAGCGUCAGCAGAAGAGUGGGCAGCGGAAAUGGCCUCUGCUACUAUACAAAAGGAAAUUUCCUAAACUCAGCGCGAAAGUUAAACGCAAGUUUAAACAAAAGGUGGGAUCGUUAUACAGAUCUGGAAUAUCACAAUUAGUAAAUAAGAAAGUGCACCUUAACUUACAGAAACGUGAUCUAUACAAUAAUGUCUCACUUUUGCCACACAUAAAACUAUGUCACCUGCUUCAAAAAGUUAUAAAUCAAGAAAGAUUUUUGAAACGGCUCUACAAAUAUGCAAAAAAACAUCAUAUUGAGAAUGCGAGGGUUCCCAUUUUGCUGGAUUGUCUCUAUAAAUCCAUGUUGGCACUUUACUAUGACAAUACUAAGGAGGCGAAGAAGCAUGUAAUGGAUGCCAUGAAGGAGGCCUUCACAUCCAUUGAACACCAUCAGGGCCUAGAGUCUUUGAUAUCAGAGAAGCCGGAACCAAAGAACAAGUUCAGUGUCCAUGUGACGAAUCAGAUGGACAUUCCACCAAUGCCACCACAGGCCGAUGAUGAAGUGGGUUCAGGAAGUGAAUCGGACACAGAGGAUUCGCAGGAGUACGACGUAGAUGUACAGAUAAUUUCGGACGAUGAGGGCGAUGGCACCGAUGCGCCGAAUUCAUCGAGUGGUUUUGUAGAGACCAACGAGAGUGCUUCGUCGGGAAUUGAUACUUCCGUUUAUGAAACGGACUCUUCCAUCUUAUCAGGAAAUUAUUUUGAUGCAUCCUAUUUCUCGGAAGACGAGACUGAAGAUAAUGAAUACGAAUACUCGUCGAGCUCGGAAUCGCAGAGCAGUGCCAGCUUGGCAGGAUCAAGCUCCCCUGGAUCCAAAGCAGCGAGCAGCAGCGACCAAUCUUCGGAUGAUGAUUCAGUAACUGUAACUAAUAUCAUUCCCGUGCAGAAUGCCACAAACAACGCGCAGUCUUUGUGGCAGCAGACUUUCAACAUGCAGUACCAGUUCAUUGCCGCCCAUGUGGCCAAGAGCAUUCAGAACUACAACUAGAUUGCUAUGGAAGCGAAACUAGUCGAAACUCAGGCAUUAAAAUUAAUGAAUCAAAACGAAUCAGUUCCAAGAGGCUGUAUCAGUCUCGUUCCUUACAUCUUUAUAUCGUAGCCUGUUAAACCAUUUUCUCAAUUUGAAUACUCAAUAUCAAAAUAGUUGAUACCAUGUUAUGGACUUUGGAGAUGAACGAUGAAUGUUUUGCAGAAUUUGUUACCAAAAAUACAUGAAUUAAAGCACAAAACUAUA